CAGUUCGGGCUAUAUCCACGGGCUCACCUAGUCAUUUGGUGCGAGCACUCGGUCGCGGACGUGUUCCGGGCUCACUCUGCCUCGUGUUCGUGACGCACAGGUUCAAAAAUUCCGCGAGACAUUACUGCAAUAAUACAAAAUGAAGGACAUUCGCACUCAGUUUCAGACAAAUGGCUACGUCGUUUUGGAAGAUUUCUUUCAACCAGAAGAAAUCGAAGAAUUAAGAACUUGCGGAGAAGAGUUUACAAAUAAGUUGCCACCUGAGUCGGAACGGAAAGUAUUCGAUACGAUACAGUUACAACAGAAUAAGGACAAAUAUUUUUUGGAUAGCGCUAAUAAAAUAAGUGUUUUUUUCGAGACUGAAGCUCUAACAGCAGACGGAAAAUUGAAGGUUCAUCCAAGAGUAUCAUUAAAUAAAGUAGGUCAUGCUCUUCAUUGGUUACACCCUACUUUCAAAAAAUACACAUUUGACGAAAGAGUAAAAGAAGUUGCUUUUCAAUUAGAGUACGAGGAACCAGUGGUAUGUCAAUCAAUGUACAUAUACAAAAAUCCUGGAAUAGGCUCGGAAGUUACGAUGCAUCAAGAUGUAUCGUAUUUAUAUGUUGACCCAGUGAAACUCGUGGGUUUCUGGAUCGCACUUGAAGAUGCAACAACUGAGAACGGGUGUCUAUGGAUCGCUCCGGGUUCUCAUCAAAGCGGAGUGCAUCGGCGUUAUAUAAGAAACAAAGAUCCAAAUUCUCAAGAAUUAUUAAUUUUCGACAGAGCGGCACCCUGCUACCCAUUAAGUAAUUUCAGACCAGUGCCAGUACGCAAAGGGACUUGCAUUCUUAUCCACGGCCAAGUGGUCCACUUUUCUUAUCCAAAUAAAAGUAAAUCAUCGAGACACGCUUACACUUUUCACGUGAUUGAGACAAAACAUGUAUCUUACUCGAAAGAAAAUUGGCUUCAACCACCUGUUGAAGGUUUUCCGAAUCUUUAUAAAAAUUGAGUGUAUUGUAUUAAUUGUGUUAAGAAUUAUUGUGUUUAUUUCACAAUUUAAUUCUUUAUAUUUCUUUUUUCACUGUACAAAAAAUAACUUCAGUCCAUACAAUUAAAUAAAAAAAUCAAGUACGUAAUUUACAUAAUUACAAAUACCUAUAGCACCAAUGAAAACAUUACAUAUGCAAAUUUUUUAGAAAACUCGUAUUUUUAUUAAUAUAUUUAAUAUAUUUUAUUAAUAUAUUAAUGUAUUUAUUAAUAAAUUUAUUAAUGUAUAAAUAUAAAUUAAUGCCGAUACACAAUUAAUUUUUGUUGGGAAAAGACAAUUUUGACAAUUAGUAAAAGAUAUUCUAUAAUAUUGUUAAUCACAAAUAAAAUCACAAUAAUUUUCAUUGAUACUAUUGAUAUCACAAUCAUCUUUAUAGAUAAUUUUUAUAUUUUUCGUUAUAAAUAAACAUUAUUUAACACAA
Messenger RNA from Monomorium pharaonis (pharaoh ant), 1448 nucleotides. RefSeq names its product phytanoyl-CoA dioxygenase (gene Phyhd1). NCBI's taxonomy places the organism in Eukaryota, Metazoa, Arthropoda, Insecta, Hymenoptera, Formicidae. Bases 140 to 988 code for a protein of 282 amino acids. The record is from RefSeq and is a predicted model, not a curated record. The transcript has 5 exons.